This is a messenger RNA of Striga hermonthica, 1787 nucleotides long. The record is from the annotation of a GenBank genome assembly. Lineage: Eukaryota; Viridiplantae; Streptophyta; Magnoliopsida; Lamiales; Orobanchaceae.
CAAAUGUGCACAUUUGUGCUGAUAAAUUGUUUUUUGUGUCUUAUCAGCCAAUUGAUGGAAAAUCCGUAGCAAUGGGAAACUCAAGUGCUGCCAAAGUAUUUGGGGUAGGAUGCGUGGACUUGAAGUUUCCUUCAGGGCACAUUUUAUCUCUACAGAGGGUGCACCAUGUCCCAACAAUACGAAGAAAUAUUAUUAGUGGUUCUAUGUUAGUCCAAGAAGGUUAUGAGCUUUCGUUUAAAUUGAAUAAAGUUGUUAUUCAACAUUAUAAUUUAUUUAUUGGCAAGGGCUAUUUGUCUGAUGGUCUAUUUAAAAUUCGUGUUGAUCAUGCUGGUUCUGGUAAUAAAUUUGAUUUUGUAGAUUCUAUUGUUAUGAAUGUUACAGAAAGUUCUUCUGUAUGGCAUAAGCGUUUGGGUCAUUUAAAUUAUGAUUCUAUUAAGAGAAUGAUGAAUCUUAAUUUAAUUCCAAAACACGAUGUUGAACGGAAUAACAAAUGUCAAGUAUGUGUUGAAGCAAAGCAAGUAAGAAAGCCUUAUCACUCGAUAGAAAGGCAUUCUGAAUUACUUGAUUUAGUACACACUGAUAUUUGUGAGUUCAAUGGAAUUGUUACUAAAGACCUUAAACGAUACGUUAUCACUUUUAUAGAUGAUUAUAGUAAGUAUUGUUAUGUUUAUCUAAUUAAACAUAAAGAUGAAGCACUUGAGAAAUUUAUUAUUUUAAAAAAUGAAGCCGAAACACAAACUGGUAAGAAACUUAAAAGGUUAAGAUCAGACAGAGGUGGAGAAUAUGAAUCUAACCCCUUUGGUGAAUAUUGUCGAAAUUUUGGCAUAAUUCAUGAAGAAACUCCUCCAUAUUCUCCUCAGUCUAAUGGGGUUGCAGAACAGAAAAAUAGAACAUUUAAAGAUAUGAUCAAUAGUUUUUUGUUGAAUUCUGGAUUGCCUAAAUACAUGUGGGGAGAGGCUUUGAAUACGGCUUGCCAUAUUCUGAAUAGAGUCCCUCUGAAACACAAUGAAAUAACUCCAUUUGAAUCAUGGAAAGGUAGAAAACCUAGCUUAAAGUACUUUCGUGUGUGGGGCUGUCUUGCAAAAGUUCUAGUACCUGAGCACAAAAGGAAAAAGCUAGGACCUAAAACUAUUGAUGCGGUCUUUUUGGGAUAUGUGGAAACUAGCUAUGCUCUUAGAUUUUUGGUUGUUAAAUCAGAAAUUGUUGGCAUAGAUGUAAACACAAUUGUUGAACUUCGUGAUGCUACAUUCUUUGAGGAUGUUUUUCCUAUGAAAACGGGAAUACCCCAAAAUGAUGUCUUGGAUGCGGCCCUUACAUCAUCAUCAAUUCCUGAACAUGUGGAAAAGAUGACAAAUGUGGGGGGUAAUCUAAGUGGUUUAGAUUCUUUACAAACAGAAUUGGAUGAACCUAGACGGAGUAAACGAGCUAGGAUCGUUAAGGAUUUUGGAAGUGAUUUUAUCACUUACAAUAUUGAGGACGAGCCAAUAACUUUCAAAGAUGCUAUGACUUCACCAGAAGCUAAGCAUUGGAAAGUAGCUAUCAAAAGUGAGAUUGACUCUAUUGUCUCUAAUGGGACAUGGGAGUUAGUUGAACUACCUCCGGGGUGUAAUACAAUUGGUUGUAAAUGGAUUUUCAAAAAGAAACUUAAUUCUGAUGGAACCAUUGAUAAGUUUAAAGCCAGAUUGGUUGCCAAAGGUUUUAAGCAGAAAGAGGGAAUAGAUUACUUUUAUACCUAUUCACCUGUUGCUCGUUUAACUACAAUCCGUGUGCUCAUAGCCUUAGCUUCU